AACAGGGACCAGGAGGGAGCAGCACCGGGAGGGAGCCGGAAGGGUCGGGACCGGUGCCAGGAGGAGGAGGAAGGAGACGAAGCAGGCGGAACCAACUGGGACCAGGAGGAACCAGGCCCAGGACAACAAGGAGAGCGAGUCUCGUGUGAGGCCGAGCGGGGCCUUCGCUCGGGGACAUGGAAGCCGUGGCCAAAUACGACUUCAACGCCACAGCCGAGGACGAGCUGAGCUUCAAGCGGAGCGACGUUCUCAAGGUCCUGAACGAAGACUGCGACCAGAACUGGUACAAGGCAGAGCUGAACGGACGCGAUGGAUUCAUACCCAAGAACUACAUCGACAUGAAGCCCCACCUAUGGUUUACUGGGAAAAUCCCGCGCGUCAAGGCAGAGGAGAUGCUCAAUCGGCAGAAGUUUGAUGGCGCUUUCCUGGUGCGGGAGAGUGAGAGUGCUCCAGGGGACUUCUCCCUGUCGGUGAAGUUUGGGAACGACGUGCAGCAUUUUAAGGUGCUGCGGGACGGUGCAGGGAAAUACUUCCUGUGGGUCGUCAAGUUCAACUCCCUGAACGAGCUGGUGGAGUAUCACCGCAACACGUCCGUGUCGAGGACGCAGCAGAUUUUCCUGCGGGACAUGGAGCAGCUACCACAGGCGGCGACGCGCGUGCAGGCCCUGUUUGACUUUGAGCCGCAGGAGGACGGGGAGCUUGGGUUCCGUCGGGGAGACUUCAUCACGGUGGUGGACAGCUCCGAUCCCAACUGGUGGAAGGGCUCGUGUCACGGCCGGGCGGGGAUGUUCCCCCGUAAUUACGUCACUCUCGCAAAGUAACUGGCGCGGCACACUGGCAGGUCCGGCCCUGGCCCUCCCCGGACCCACGUGUCUUCUCUCUCUCUCUGCUCGCGGAGCAGAGACUCGAGCAACACUUCCCCUCUGCGCCCUCACUCUUCCGGUCUCAGUUCCGUCGCGCCCGUUUUAAUUGUUUAUUGUUUCCGACAUGUUUUCUAAUUAAAUGACAAUUGAGUGCUCAGUAUUUAACGUGAUAUUUUGUAGAGACAACAGAAAGGCUGUCGGUGCCCGGGAGCUGUCGGGUGGUGUCGUGUGCCCACGAUGAGUUUGCCUAAUGUGCCCGGGGCUGUGUGGGAACAGUUGUGGAAUGGCGUGCCUGCGCACGCAUCGGCUCGCCCGGCGCUGCCGUUGCCCGGCACGGUCCGGUUUGUCACCAUUGGGAACACAGAGCCCUCACUCCGUGCUCCCUCUGCCUGCGAGAGCGAUUCCCCACGCUUCGUUAACACACUCGGUUUAGAUGCGAAGGCGGCCCAUGACGUGGGGGUCGCAUCAUGGGCGAGGCCUCGGGUUUGGGCGAGAGGGCGUCGCCACCAUCGGGGGGGCGAUCCUGGCGCGGGUGGCGUGCGGCCCGGGCGUUUGCGUGUCUGGCUUCGUUCAGGCCGAAUGCUGCGUUGGCAUCGUUUGGUUUGUUGUAGCAGGUGUGACGAUUCUUCUGUGAUUUUUUUAUAACAAUAACGACAAUAAUAACAUUCCGCCCUCUG
Molecule: messenger RNA, 1540 nt
Organism: Lethenteron reissneri (Far Eastern brook lamprey)
Lineage: Eukaryota; Metazoa; Chordata; Hyperoartia; Petromyzontiformes; Petromyzontidae
Product: growth factor receptor-bound protein 2
Molecular function (GO): protein binding
Source: RefSeq, a predicted model, not a curated record